CGAACAGUCAUGAAGUUACUCAUCGUUACUUUGGCUACAAUAUUUACGUUUGCUGGAGUUUGCGAGCCAUGUAGCAUACCUAAGGGCUACGAGUCGAAAUCAAUUGCGGAAUUAACCAGACUGGCGCCGCUAGUGUUGCAUGCAAAAGUCGUGGCUGUAGACAACAGAACGAUAUACCAACAUGAGUAUAACGCAACACUGAAAGUUAACCAUGUUUACAAGGGGAAUUUGAACGAAACUCAAAUUGUAGUUGCCGGGUUCGCAGACGGGGCCACUUGUCGGUCUGAAGUUUUUGUCGGAGAUGAAAAGAUAUUUUUCUUGAAUGUUAAUCCGUUCAGAGCCAAGUAUGAUGAUCAUUUUUCUGCUGUGGCGACAAAUUCAAGCGAGGCAUUUCAGGGGAUUCUCAAAGGGCUUUGCUGUCCCUAUACAUCAGGUUAGCUUACAAUAAAAUUAUAUAGACAAGCCCACAAGCAUAGUUUCAAAUUUUCUAUGAUAUAUUAAUAUAUCAUCAUGCAGACAAAUGAGCAGUCCAUGAUGCAUAUCAUAUCACUUGAAAUCUAGUCCAGUUCGAUUUGUUGGAUUUGAAAUGGCAUCUCGUGCGAUAUAAAAUGGAGUGCACACGGUGUUAUGGAACAGUGUUUAGUUUAUUAUUAUAUAUGCGUGCAACCAUGCAUUACUAUAUUCGUUAGUUAUUCGCAUAAUAAAUCGUAUAAUAAUUUGCUGUUAUUAGUUUAUAUCUAAGUAUGCUUUUGUGACAGUCUGGUGUUUAAAUAGCAUAUAAUAAGUAUAUGUCGAACAUAGCGAUUAACACUUCAAAAUAACACUCUAUGCAGUGGGCCCUGGAUACACACAAUCUGUCGCGUCCAUUUCCAAUCACGUGAAAAUGGGCAGAGUCACGUGUUCUGUUUUGGCUGCCUCUAGUCUAAAAUCGGGGUAGUCAACAGGUGGGCAAUUUGUCGACGCUGACCAAAAAUUGCGGCUCAUUUCUUCUUGAGUUGCCAUUUUCGCGUCGAGGAGCAAAAAUAUAGACUUUCGGAGAAUAUUUUAGCUGUUUACUAUCAAAUAUGCUUGUGAAACAGUUGAUAAUCUCAAUGAGGAAGGCCAACGGUUUCUGAAAAGCCAAAGUACGUCGAAAUCAGCGUUGGAACAGACUAUAUUUUCCCCGGGGAAACAUGAACUAAAUGGAUAUUUACAUCAACACUAAAUUUCGCUCGUGCCUAUAGAGCUCGUUGGAUUAAAACAGAUGUUAAGAAGUAAGUGAAAAUGUGAAUUUUGUGAAUUAUACUUUCAUUAAAAUGUUUCAGAAGGGCUGCUAAUGUCAAACUACACGUGUGACAGAGCUGUCAGUAUACCCAUAUUUCAAUGUUUAUGUUGAAAUGGCCUAUCUUGUUUGAGGUAUAGCUUAAAAAAUAGGGUAUGCUCUUCACUUGAAACUAGGUUUAAAUCAAAGUUUUAUCUAUAGUCUUUUUAUUAGCGGAAUUGAAAUCAUUCAUGGGAAAAAUGUGCCAGAGGGUUGAAAUUGCCCUUGUAAAUGUACACUGUUUUUGAUAUGUUUUGGGUUAGUGUUUCAUCACCCAAAACCAGGUUUUUCUAAUUUUUUUUCACCUGGAUUUGUGCCAAUACCAGUUAGGUGACCACGAAAAAUGCGCGCGGCACUUUUUUUGGACACUGAAUAUGACAACAUUUGGUGUUGUUAUAUAUUGCCAUCCUCUUAUCAUAGUAUAACUUAACUUAUUUUAGUGAGUUUGUUAAAUAAUUGUGCUCACUAUAUGCCUGUAGUAUCUAAGAUUUUUUUCAAUAGCAUCAGAUGAUAAAUUUAAGUUCUGUUUUCUUUAUUUUUAGGUGAUAGUAUCUGUUCACAUGUGUGUUGGUAUCAAAUUUUGCACAAGAUUAAAUUAUUAUUUCACAUUCCUUUAUUGAAAUAUCCAAAUAAAUGGAAUGUGAUAUCAAACUGGAGGACUAAAUCCUGUUUCCAAACUUGUUUUUGUAAAAAUAGAAAAUAAUCUAAUAAAAACUAUGUUUUUUCAUAGGCAUAUUUAAUUUUUGAAAUUACAUUUAAUUCUUUGUUAAAACGUGUACCAGGAAUACUGAAAUAUUUCAGAUCAGCUAACAAUACCUUGGUAACUUAUAUAGCCAAGCGUUCUAUCUAUUUCUGUUCAGAUUAAACAAAUGAUGGGUAAAAUAUUAGUUUAGAUUUUUGCAAAAAAAUGAGCUUGCCUGUUUUCAAAGCAUAAAAAGCAAUAAAAUAAAGCAAAAGUACUUAUUUUCAAUAUAAAACCUUUGGAAUGCAUAGCUUAAUGUUUUCCACUAAAUAUUACAAAGUUUUCGUUCAUUAAAAUGUUGUUUUAUCAGCUUUAAAACCAGAUAAAUUCACGAAACACUCCCAAUAUAUGUCGCCAUAUUGAUUUUCUUCGCGCAUGCUCAGACAAAUUGCCCACCUGUUGGGGUAGUCAGAACAGUUCAUAACAGUCAUGUGACUGUCCUCUGUUCGCAGUAUUAUCAUGUGAGCAAAAUAAAGCAAUGUGGUUGGCUAAUUUACUCAUCAAUUAUUGAUACUGAGUUUGAAAUCUUUAUUUAUUUACCCAUCUAUACAACGAGUUCAAUAUGAGAAUAAUUAGACAACUGUGAAUGCUAGUGUCAACUGGUGCUGGGCGAGUGUUCGAUCGAUGUCACAAACAAGUUAUUGGUAAUGUUUUCGCUCGCUACUCUGGUUUAUAUAAAUGAAUUGAAUACAAAGCCCAGUCGAAUUGUAUUCGCAACUCAACGUUUCGACACUUUAGUCUGAGAUAAUCUCAUCUUCGCGCGUUUUUUCACGUCCUUUUUAACGUCUUUUUAGCGUUUUUCUGUCACAUCUUUUUUUCCGCUUUUGACUUUAGAAAAAUUAACCCAUUGGCUGUCAACAAAUGUCGAGUUACACUUUUUAAUAAGAAACAUGGAGGACUAUGUCGUAGUCUAUGUGGAGGACUAUGUCGUAGUUUAUGUGGAGGACUAUGUUGUACUCUAUGUGGAGGACUACAGGGUGUAUAAAAAAAAGCGCAAUCCUCGACUGAAAUGUAAAUUGCUAAACAAAUAAUAGACGAAAACGUUAAAGUUUACAUUCAUUUUAAAGCGUAGCCAUUCAGCUUUCUAACAGUGGGUUGUUUCUUAAAUUUGACUCAUUGGUUCGCGGGUAAUAAUACUUUACGUUAUUGCGAUUGGAGAUUAAAAAAAUUGAGAUGGAAUAACAAAUCGAUCUCAUGAAAAUAACUGAUUUUUUCAUUAAAACAAAAAAAUGUUGCAUUUUAUUAAAUGGAUUGUAACAAUAAGUAUAAUUACGGCUUUUCUUCCACUAUUUUUAACUCAGUUUGAAACUUCAAAUGCGAUAUAAUUUUGGGUUGGACCCGAUCUAAGCUGACUGACAUCAACUUGCUAUAAUUUCUGUUUACAUUACAUCGCAAUUCGAUGACACUCUGGCUCAGACACCAGAAUGUUUUGAGGAUUUUUAGCAUUCGUUUAGGAUUUUCAAACAACAUGGUCUCUUUUAAAAUACUUUUAAUUUGUUCUUACGUGGUUUUCCAGAUGUAGUGACGACAACAUUAAAGUUUAAAGAAGAAAAUUCUAACAUUUAAAUCGACUAAACAAUAACAUAGUAAACUUGCAUAAUUAAAAAAAUGAUAGGUUUUACUAAAUCUUUUCCUGUGCAAUUAUUACUAGCAUUGGAGACAAGGAUAAUAGUUUGUUUGAAAGAGAAAAGAACAGGCUUUGAAGUAAGCCUAAAAGCGUUCAACUAGAAAUAGUAUUUCGAAAGUUAUUAAGCACAAAAGAUGAAUUGCGUUUAUUUUGAUACACCCUGUAUGUCGUAUUCUAUGUGGAGGACUAUGUUGUAGUCUUUGUGGAGGACUAUGUUGUAGUCGAUGUGGAGGACUAUGAGGACUAUGUCGUAGUCUAUGUAGAGGACUAUGUCGUAGUCUAUGUGGAGGACUAUGUUGUAAUCUAUGUGGAGGACAAUGUCGUAGUCUAUGUGGAGGACUAUAUCGUAGUCUAUAUGGCGGACUAUGUCGUUAGUCUAUGUCGAGAACUAUCUCUUAGGUUACUUUUAGCUUUAUUUUGUUUGCACAAAAAUGUCUGCUGACCAACAGGUAACGCUGGUUAAUUCAACCAUAUACUCUGGUCAAAUUAACUAGAAAUCCUUGUUAAAUUAGCCACGAUAUUGAUCUAGUUAGCCAGGAUUGUGCUCAAAUUAACCAGCAAAUUUAACCAGCAGCCGGUAAAACUUUUGUUGGUUCAGACGUGAACUGUAGAAAACUAUCUUCAUGUUUCCAAACAGCCCGUUGGGAAGAUUGAUUUGAAACUUUUGUUAACCUAGGCCAGGAUAAAGCUAACCAGCUUUCGAAAAACCGGCCGAAGGACCAUUAAGUUACCCCAAUCUAACAUUUGAAGCCCUGGUCUCGUAUUCCAUCUUUUAGCGCUUCUACCUUUCUGUAUUUCAAUUUUAUUUUAUGUUUGAUGACAACAUUACAAUAAAUGUGAAUUUUGUUUGCAUAUUUCGCAAGGCAGUAAUUUGUGGGAGCGAGAUAUACUUUUGCGAAUAUUUCAUUGUCCACUCCCUUGUCCAAGCGUCCCCCAAGCCACCUUGGCCACGCAUAUAUUUCACCCAUCCUAGUGUGGAUAUAUACUGCAAAACAUAUCCACCUGCAUGAGUAGAACACCAAAACACACACAAAAAAUAUUCUUCUUGUUAUUUGUUUAUAUCUUUAUGUGGAAUAUAUUUUUCUUCUUCAGAUUGUCCACCACAAACAUUUGCUUGCCGUGGUUGUACGACGGCUGUGACAUCGACCUGGUUUUUUAUCAUGUAAGUUUCAAAAAUAAGGUUAUAAGAUCAUAAACGCAAUUCUUACUGAGCUAUACCUUAUAUAUCCUGAACCUGAAUUUCACUUCAGCGUCAUCAAAGUCAUUAGUUACUAGUUAGUUUCUUCGACUGGUUAUGUAAACGGCUUAUUUUCUAUUAAUUAACCUGCACCGUAACACGAGAACGAACGAAUAUGCAGGUAUCCAAAUGCGCAAGCUUAACUGCUCCGCAUUUUCGUAUCGCUGUUUUUUCAAUUUUACUCAAGAUUUAGAGUUUGCUCGUUCAUUGCAAGCAGGUAUAUAAACAGUGGGCCUACUUGGUGGAAGUGAAAUUUGUGUAUUUGAUUGCUGAACGUUUGUUUAUUUGUGGAAAUAAUAACGAAUUUGCAGUGAGGAUUUGGAACCGUUAAAUUGGAACGAGCACGCGACAACAACUACGUACGUCAGUGGAACAAUUUCAAAUACAAAUUGGACAUCCAUUAGAACUUGGUUUAAUUGAUUCUCUCUUUAAAGUACGCGCAAUUCAAUUUAUAAUCAACAUUCAAAUGAAUACAUAUAAUUCCUGAUUGCGUUCGUUUUUUUCUGAACAUCAUUCUUGUUUAUCUGUUGACUGUGCAUAUCUGUGCAAGUGAGUAGUGAUACCCCCACUCUGGCAACGGAAGUAAUUAGUAUGCAAGUCUAAUUGGGCAACGGAAGUAAUUAGUAUGGAAAAUUUAUGACGUCACUCGGGUAAGCCUGGGCCAAAGGUGACAGGUAGCGCGACCAAUUAACGCGGGCAGGCCUGGGCCAAAUGUGGCAGGCAACGCGGCCAAUUAACGCGGACAGGUCUGGGCCAACUGUGGCAGGCGAUCAAUUAGCAUCACAAUACAGUAACAUCACUAUAAUGGACAAAUUACGGUGAUGGCUUCCUUUGGUAAAAAGAUCAGCAAUACGUUUGUCUUUACUAGAUUGUGCCAUGAGAUCGUCCAGUACGAUCAAAUUCCGUUGCGAUACAUCCAAGUAGUCUGUGUUAUCAAUGUCUUUUGGAAUGCCUUUAUUAAACUCGAUUUCAGGAAUCGCCCUCAACAUAUCAAAAUAGGAGGGUUGCCAUUGACCAUAACACCAGAUAAUACGUUGAGGAGCAGGACUUAUGGUCAUCUGAGCAUUCUCCAAGAGAGAUUUUACCCAUACAGUUUUGCCACUUUGUGUACACCCAGCUACGAUGCACGUAAAAGGAUGCUGCAUAACACUGGACCUAUUGCCAAUUACACUUAACCUUCUUUCAUCUGUACUGGUGCUAUGCAUCUGUUUUUUUGUGACGUGAACGGUUACCAGGUGUUGAAAACGGUCUUCCACAGACUUCACAGGCAUAAGACACGUUUACAGGUUCACAAUCAAAUGUAAAAUGAUUUCGAAGUUUGUGUACCGUUACAUAAAUAGUAUUAUGUGGUCAAACCAACAUAAAUAAUCCUAUGAUAUUCCAAGAUACUGUAUGAUAUCCUAAGAUAUUGAUAUCCUAAGAUGUUGAUAUCCUAAGAUACUGUAUGAUAUCCUAAGAUAUUGAUAUCUUAGGAUAUCAUACAGUAUCUUAGGAUAUCAACAUCUUAGGAUAUCAAUAUCUUAGGAUAUCAAUAUCUUAGGAUAUCAUACAGUAUCUUAGGAUAUCAACAUCUUAGGAUAUCAAUAUCUUAGGAUAUCAUACAGUCUCUUGGAAUAUCAUAGGAUUAUUUAUGUUGGUUUGACCACAUAAUACUAUUUAUGUAACGGUACACAAACUUCGAAUUCAUUUUACAUUUGAUUGUGAACCUGUAAACAUGUCUUAUGCCUGCGAAGUCUGUGGAAGACCGUUUUCAACACCUGGUAACCGUUCACGUCACAAAAAACAGAUGCAUAGCACCAGUACAGAUGAAAGAAGGUUAAGUGUAAUUGGCAAUAGGUCCAGUGUUAUGCAGCAUCCUUUUACGUGCAUCGUAGCUGGGUGUACACAAAGUGGCAAAACUGUAUGUGUAAAAUCUCUCUUGGAGAAUGCUCAGACGACCAUAAGUCCUGCUCCUCAACGUAUUAUCUGGUGUUAUGGUCAAUGGCAACCCUCCUAUUUUGAUAUGUUGAGGGCAAUUCCUGAAAUCGACUUUAAUAAAGGCAUUCCAAAAGACAUUGAUAACACAGACUACUUGGAUGUAUCGCAACGGAAUUUGAUCGUACUGGACGAUCUCAUGGCACAAUCUAGUAAAGACAAACGUAUUGCUGAUCUUUUUACCAAAGGAAGCCAUCACCGUAAUUUGUCGAUUAUAGUGAUGUUACUGUAUUGCGAUGCUAAUUGAUCGCCUGCCACAGUUGGCUCAAACCUGCCCGCGUUAAUUGGUCGCGUUGCCUGCCACAUUUGGCCCAGGCCUGCCCGCGUUAAUUGGUCGCGCUACAUGUCACCUUUGGCCCAGACUUACCCGAGUGACGUCAUAAAUUUUCCAUACUAAUUACUUCCGUUGCCCAAUUAGACUUGCAUACUAAUUACUUCCGUUGCCAGAGUGGGGGGUAUCACUACUCAAGUGGGUCCAAUAAUCGAUGAUUCUGGCAAAGAACCGUUGCCAAAGGACUUUUACGGAACUAUGAGGGAUUGCAUGGCAUUAUGUCAUAAACAAUCGGAAACGCUUUGUUGUUUUUAUUGAAAGUAAAUAUUUGACUCGUAGAAUUCACUAUUAUACUCAAACUGCCAAACAACUUUCAAUCCUACUGUUUUGUCUUCGUAUUUGUUGAUGUGUGGAGGCAUUCAUCCCAAUCCAGCACCAUCAAUGACUAACAUUGACGUCGGUUCGCCUAAACAGAAUCCUGAACAAAAAACAUUCUAGCUUGUUUUGCAUAUACAUGAAUGCAAGGAGUUUGAAAAAGACCUUCCUUACGUAAAAGAAUCGUCAUAUUUCCAAUUUGAUCAAGUUCCAAGAGCUGGUUUACUCACAAUAGAUAGAUGUAAUGUUCGUGACUGAAACUUGGUUCAACAGCAAUAUAUCUGAUAGUGAAAUCUUACCAAUUGGGUAUGACACAGAACUGACAGGUCACAGGGAUGAUCUGGGGGAGGCGUACUUAUUGCAAUUAAACAAGAUACUUUCAUCAAUUGCAAUCAAAUUAUGUCUGUUUCUAUGAACGGAAUGGCUUGUUGUAUGUUGUUACAGACCUCCCGAUAGUAAUGAUAUAUCUGAUUUACGUUCCUUUGCUGAUAACGUAUUUCCUGUCUACGACAAGAUCCUUACCGCCGGUGACUUUAGCCUCACGAAUAUUUCUUGGACAGAUUCUAACUAUAUCGCAAUAGGGAUCAUUGAAUCAGAACAUUUGUGAUGAAUUAGAUGACUACUUCAUGUCCCAACUUUGUUUGGUUCCCACUAGAGAGUCGAACAUUCUGGAUUUACUAAUUACCAACCAACCAGAACGCAUAACAUUAACGGCCGUCCACUCUCCAGCUGAUUUAUAGGAAUGAAUUCUGAUAAUUAAUAACCUGGUUGCCAGAGCACGUGAUUGGUUAGUUCUAAUUAGCAGUCACAUGAAGUGAUGUGAUUGGCUAGACAAAAAAAAACUGUUAAUAAAUCUCAGAGAACAUGCCGUGUAAACAAAAUACAGAAAUAAUACUAGUAUUAAAAUGCUUUAUUAGUGUGGGUUAUUUGAGAUUAACUUAGUUUCUUCCGCUAUAAAAAAAAAUUUAGCGCUGGAGAUGAGCUGCCAUCGCGGCAUGACUUGAGUUUACAGCAUCAUAUGUUCACUCUAUUACAGUAUUAAUAAUAUACAUAAAAAUAUCACUCGUCUGAGAUUGGUUAUGCAAAAAUCUGUAACAACAGUGCAAAAAUUUGUAACAACAAUACAAAAAUCAGUAAUAACAGUGCAAAAAUCUGUAACAACAGUGCAAAAAUCUGUAACAAACUGAUCUGAUUGGUAGAAAAACAUUGUGAUGACAAAAUCAACGAAUCAGUUUAAAGCAGUUUAGUUUAAAGAAGUAACGGUUAUAGAUUUCUUCAAAACAAAACAAUCAUGGCGCCGCACUAAAUAAAGUAAAAGUUGAUCCUUCGCAUGGAAAAUAUAUGGCUUUUAUCUUUAUUUUUAAAUCGAAAAGCAUUAUGUAAAUUAUUAUGUAAAUUAUUAAUAAACAUGCACUCGUGAGUUUUUCAAAGACCUCAAAUAACACUCGUCCUUCGGACUCGUGCUAUUUUGAGGUCCUUGAAAAACUUAUUCGUGCAUGUUAUAUCCAAAUUGCACUCAAAACCAUGCUGUUACCUAUACUAAUAUUUGUAAAUAUAAAGUGUUGGUCACUUGCUUAUCGUUCAAGGUUUAAAAUUUUUGGUAAUCCUUUGACUAUUAAUAUAUUUAUUUCAUGUGGGAAUCAAGCCAAAAUCUUAGAUCUUUAGCUUCACUAGACGCUGUGACAAAAGAAUCAAAAUUGACUUUUCGAGCUGUUUUCGUGUCUUAGCGUCGUUAAGUUUGAGUUUAACAUUUAGCAUCCAUGUUUUAAUAUCAUCAAUACAAUUUUCCAUGACAAUAAUCGCAGACAGUUGUUCAGACAUUGAAUCUGGUUGGAAUGGGCAUCGUAUAAGUGACCUUCCAAAAUCUGGAAUAAUUUGGACACGUAUAAAACAAACAGAAGUGGGCCAAGACACGAUCCUUGAGGUACGCCAUUUUUGAUUUCAAAACGGUUAAUUAGAUAUACCACCAUUUACGGAGAUGAAUUUCAAACGGUUAGAAAGAUAGGAGGUAAAUCAUUUUAGCACUUGGUCUUGGAUUCCAAAACUGGAUUUUAGUAGUUCGAGCAUUAUAUGAUGGUCGACAGUGCCAAAUGCAACGCUCAGAUCCAAAAUUACGAGUAAGGUACCAUGCUCAGUAGCGUAGCCAGCCCGACUAUUUAGUCCAGCUAUGCAAAUAUUUCCAUGUUCAUUGACUGUGAAAACAAUCAAUUUCUAAAGAAAUGAAUAAUGAUAAUAAUUUUGAAUUUGCAUAGCGGGACUAAAUUAUCGGGCUAGCUACGCCACUGAACAUGCUGACGGUUCAUGUUCACUGAUAUAUCAUGCUUAAAACGCAGUAAUGCCGUCUCCGUACUAUGAUACUUGCGAUAGGCCGAUUGUGCCUUUGGAUAAAAUUGGUAAAAAUACAAGUAAUCAUUUGUCUGAUUAAAGACGGCACAUUCUGUUAAUUUAGAUGUAAUGUGAGAUCACUGAUAGGGCGAAGAUUCUGAAAUACCGUUUCUGUUUUUGAUUUUUUAAGCUGUGGCUGGACUAAUGCUUGCUUCCAUUCACCACAAAAACACCAAAGUGUAAUAAUAAAUUGAUCAUCCUGGUAAUCACAGGAAGGAGAAUAUCUUGACAUUUUAAAAUCAAUGAAGUGGGCAUUGGGUCCAGAGAGCAAGAUUUUUUACUUGAUCUGUAGAUAUCAAAUCUUUGACAUUUUCUUCAUUUAAGAUGUCAAAGGAAUCAAAUCGGGACAUCAGCUCAGUAAAUUCUUGGACAGACGAGUGGUCUGUUUCAAGCGCAGAAGAAUCAAACUCAACAUGGAUGGCCUAAAUCUUCUGGACAAAAAAUUUCCCAACAUCAUUAGCCAGCACGUCAGGCUUUGUGUAUAGAGAAUUUUAGCGGCUUGAAGCAGUUUCCUUUGAUUAGUACUGUUUUGAGGAAUAAAAUCAGUAUAGAACGCUUUCCGAGCACAAUUCAUGAAAAAUGUUGUCUGGUUUUUCUGCACUUUAUAAUCAGCUAAGUCACUAUUCAAAUUUGUCCGUCUUUUUUGUGUUUUCUGAUUUCCUCCGAUGCCGCUUAGCAGCCUUAACUUGAUCAUUGAACCAAGGGACGAUAGGUCAUUUUGUGACAGUCUUCGUUUUCAACGGUGCAUACUGAUCUAAGAUUGAGUUCAAUGUUUUAUUGUAACAGUUUGCAAGCUCAUUUAGAUCAAAUGAUUCCAUGUUUUCGCAGAAGAUAGAGACAAAUACUUCUGCAAGGCAUCCAAAUUUAUGGCCGCGACAUUGCGAUACGAAACUUUUGAGUUAAUUCGAGGAAAUCUGUCCAGUUGUAGUUGACAGAAUAUUGGCAUGUGAGCAGAAAACAAACAGUCAGCUCUAGGAAACGAAACGAUGAUCUGAUGAGUUUGUCGGGUGACAAUAAAAUCAAGGGUAUGACCACUACAAUGAGUUGGAGUGUGUACGUGUUGAUCAAGUCCGACAUUUAGCUCAAGCUCAAGUAAUUAAACAGCAUCAGUGUUAUCAUCACAGUCGACAUGAAUGUUGAAGUCGCCAACAAUUAAGACGGGGUCAGUGUUUAAAACAACUACGAAUCAAUCUCGAACACUGGAACUAUCCCUAAGUCAGUCUCAAGGACAAAUUCCAACAUUGUGGAGACUAGAUUACAUGCAACCACGCCUCGCGAUAUUGCAAAAAUGUUCAAUGAAUAUUUUCAUUGCGUCUACACCAACUUCUCGGGACAAUCAUCAUCAACUUGGCCUGAUUCAGUUAUCAGGGUUUUUUUCCGAGGUAUUUUUUAUAGCCAUAAGACGGCUGCAAAAACUCGAUCUUAAAGUCUUGAACUGAGCUGUGAAACUCAAUUUUCUCGCCAAACGUUUCAGUGCAGUGAAAAUGAAGUUGUUUGAGUUAAAUUCGGACGUGUGGACAUUAGUUUUCAUGAAAUUAUCAUGAAAUCGCCAACGAAAGGGCUCAAAGCAAACACUGACAAAGUUGAAACAAAGAAGAAUCACGAAUUGUUUGGCGAAUGUAUGAACGUUGAUCACAUGUACAUUUACAUUUUUACAUGGAGUUGUUAAAAUUAAAGUAAAUAAUAUUAUGAUUAUAAUUAAAAUAACUAGUUUUAAUAUUAGUUUAUGAUGUUGUUCAUUUUAUACAAGGUGUUAGUUUAUUGUUUCUUUUAUUUGCGAAAGUUACAAUGAUCAUGCAGAAGGCACUUCAAAUUGACUUCAAAUAAUACUUCCCCCGUCUCAACUACAUUUACUGCGGAUUCAGGUAGACCGCGAAAUGCGAAUAGUUGUCGCGUUACUUUAAACAGUUGCACGAUGACGUUUCUAGGCAGAUUUUCAGACGUUUCUAAGGCGUGGCUUCAACGUUUAUUUUCAAAAUUUAAACGUUGUAAUUCCACUUUUGAUCGCGAAAAUGUGGAACGUCAUUCAAAAUCCUGGCUUAAAAAUCAUCAUAUUUCAUGAAAAUUAUAUCUUCGUUUAAAAAGAUUGACGUUAUACGUUUGUUCGAACAGUAUAAAUCAAAUUCUAUUUUUAUUUGAACAAAAGACAUGUUGACGAAAGCAACUAAAAUAGAAUGACAGAAAUGUUGAAACGUGUUUACUUUUUAACAAAACGUUGAGGCCACGCCCUAGAAACGUCUGAAAAUCUGCCUAGAAACGUCAUCGUGCAACCGUUACAACGAACGCGACAACUAUUCGCAUUUCACGGUUUACCUGAAUCCGCAGUAUUGGGUACAUGUGUUAGCAACAGACGCAAGAGAAAAUCCUGAGAAAAAAACCUUGUCUAUCUGCCCCAUGACUCUAUUUGUUAUAUUAACAUACGAUUUUCCAUUGAUGGUAUAUGAAAAAAAUUGUCAGAACUAUAAAAAUUUACAUUGCUACUAUCUGCUGCCAUGUUGUUUUUCCUGACUCGUUUCCAAGUUCUGCCCUUGUGUUUGUAAUUGCACUCUAGUAAUUAUACAAUGUGCAAUUUCAAAAAUAUUCGCACUUAGUAUUUUUUAUCUAUGUUACAUGUAUAUAUGGAAAACGCUCGUCAGUUGCAAUUAGUGCAUCGGCAAUAAAAUUAUAUUGAUGUUUCAAAAUUUACCGAUCAAGAAUGUGAUCUAAAGACGUUGCAUACAACCUUCGCUGAUUCAUUCGAUUUUUUUAUGCUCUAUAAUUAUUUUGUCUUGUUUCUUUAGAAUGUUGGGCAGCGCCAUUAAAUUAUUCCUUGGUUGAUAAAGAAUGUAAUGAUGGAAUGAAACUGUAUUAUAAGGAUUUUACGCUGAUGUCGUAAUUCACGUGCAACUUCGCGAUGCCACACAGUAUUCUUGAGGUGCUGCACUGGAAUCGCAAGGCCGUAGUUUCAAAUCCUACCAGAAAACCUUGUUCUACAUUUCUAGCAGUCGUUUCUGAUCAUGUCUUAAAAUGUAUAUAUACUCACUUGGAUUACAAACACUAACAUUCUAACAAGAAUUCUCCAGAGCAAUCUCGACCCAGUAUUGUAUUGUCGAUAUCUCGAUGUUGUAUCUGUCUGUUAAGAUGUCGUAAUUAAGGGGAAAUAAAGCUUCAGUAUGAAGAGCCAUA
Molecule: messenger RNA, 13076 nt
Organism: Paramuricea clavata
Lineage: Eukaryota; Metazoa; Cnidaria; Anthozoa; Malacalcyonacea; Plexauridae
Source: the annotation of a GenBank genome assembly